This is a messenger RNA of Beta vulgaris subsp. vulgaris (sugar beet), 864 nucleotides long. RefSeq names its product wall-associated receptor kinase 2-like. The coding region runs from base 1 to 864 and encodes 287 amino acids. NCBI's taxonomy places the organism in Eukaryota, Viridiplantae, Streptophyta, Magnoliopsida, Caryophyllales, Amaranthaceae. The transcript has a single exon. The record is from RefSeq and is a predicted model, not a curated record. Gene Ontology annotation, cellular component: membrane. Gene Ontology annotation, molecular function: protein serine/threonine kinase activity; polysaccharide binding.
AUGAAUCCUAUUGCGAAGCCUGGUUGCGCAACCAGAUGCGGCAAUGUAACCAUUCCCUACCCUUUUGGAUUCGGCUUAGAUGAGGAAUGUUCAAUGGGCUACUGGUAUAACAUUAGAUGUAACACCACCUUCAACCCUCCAAAGCCAUUCCUGAGUGAGUCACGCAAUCUCGAGAUCUUAGAAAUAUCGGAAACUCAUAUACGAACUAAUAACUUCAUAGCUAAAAGAUGCUACGGAUCAGAGGAGGCUGUGAAAUCCAAUAAGUUAAUAAAUACAGUUAUGAUGUAUCUCACAACCUCCCCAUUUAUGUUUUCAAGCACUGCUAAUAAGCUCACUGUCAUUGGUUGUGACGAUGUCGCGUUCUUUAACUCUACACUAGGCCAAGACUUCUCUACAACUGGAUGCCUUGCAACUUGUUCCACAAUAGAUGACGUGCUUAAGCAUAACGGCUCGUGUUCGGGUCUUGGUUGUUGCCAAACACCCAUUCCAAAUGGAUUGAAAACUUUCACACUUGGCUUAGAGAGUCCUUUCAAACAUAGAAGCGUCAUGAAAUUCAAUCCAUGUGGUUAUGCUUUUUUAGCUGACAAAGAUAAGUACACCUUCAAUGUUGCUGACCUUUCAGAUCCAACAUUCCUGAGUAGGAUCAACAACAAUUUACCUGUAGUCCUCGAUUGGGUUGUUGGAGCCAACGAGACAUGUCGUUCAGCUCAAAAGAACUCGACUUCUUACGCUUGCCAAAACAAUACUAACUGCACCGAUUUUGAUAUUGGUUCGGGAGGAUACAGAUGUAGUUGUCUUCGUGGUUACGAGGGUAACCCUUACCUUCCUCCUGGAUGUACAGGUUUAGUUCUUUUUCGGCACUAA